AUGAAGAAGAAGAAGGAGAUCCUUCUAAAAUAUCUAAAUAUUUUAAUCCUAAUAGUCCUAAGUUAUACUAUAACUUCUAUAGACUCUAAGAGCUACCUAGGCGUUAUAGAAGGUUAUAAUAUUCCUUUUAGUAGAGUUAUAAGAGAAAUUAAAGAAUUAAAUACUACAGAAAAAGAAAAAGUCUUAAAGGCAAAUACUAAACUAAAAUACCUCUUUGUUACUAAUAUUAAUUUAACUUUAGAAAGGGAGUUAAAUUACUAUAAAGAACAGCAAAAGCCUAUAGUAGGAGACUUAAGCUUAUUUACCUUCUUGCUAGAGGUAAAAGUAAAAGAGAUCUUAAAGAAGAAUAUAAUAAAUUUAUCUAAGCCUAGAGAAGGACCUAUAGGAAACAAAGCAAAUUCUUUAGAGUAG
Messenger RNA from Colletotrichum navitas, 411 nucleotides. RefSeq lists its product as uncharacterized. The coding region runs from base 1 to 411 and encodes 136 amino acids. The record is from RefSeq and is a predicted model, not a curated record. Lineage: Eukaryota; Fungi; Ascomycota; Sordariomycetes; Glomerellales; Glomerellaceae. The transcript has 14 exons.